AGCUCACCAGCGUCUGGGACAAGAGCCAGGGAGAAACCAGAACGAAGGCACCUUUCGUCAACAUGACUUCCAAGCUGGCUAUUGCUCUCUUGGCAGUUUUCCUGCUUUCUGCAGCUCUGUGCGAAGCUGCAGUUCUGUCAAGAAUGAGUUCAGAACUUCGAUGCCAGUGCAUAAACACUCACUCCUCGCCUUUCCAUCCCAAAUAUAUCAAAGAACUGAGAGUGAUUGACAGUGGCCCACAUUGUGAAAACUCAGAAAUCAUUGUAAAGCUUGUCAAUGGAAAAGAGGUGUGCCUGGACCCCAAGGAAAAAUGGGUACAGAAGGUUGUGCAGAUAUUUUUGAAGAGGGCUGAGAAACAGGAAUCAUGAAACAAACACAUUCUCCAUGGUUUCCAAGAAUUCCUCAGUAAAGAUGCCAAUGAGACUUCAAAGAAAUCUACUUCAGCACUUUAUGUUCUGUGUGGGUCUGGUGUGGGGUGGUCAGAUAAAAUACAAUAUGCCCAGUUAGAUUUGAAUAUUAAGUAAAACAAUGAAUAGUUUUUUUCAAUGUCUCAUAUACGUUGUCCUAUGCAAUAUCUAGGCACAUUUAUAUUAAAAAUAUUAUUCAUUGUUUACUGUAAAUUCAAAUUUAGCUGAAAUCCUGGAUAUAUUUUGUUGUUGUUACAUUGUUCCACCCCAGCCUGCUGGCCAGGAUGCACCAGUCCCUGUUCAACUUUGCCUUGGUUUCUUCUUUAUUCCUCAACUGGAGAAAAAGUAUCAGCCACCAUCCUACCUCACAGAGAUGUGAGGACAUGUGGAAGCACUUUAACUUUUUCUCAUGUUGUCUCAAUUAUGUUCAGGUGAAACUUGUUUGCUUAUUUAUUAUUUAUAUAUUUAUUUAAGAAAUAAAUAUAGGGACAUGUGUGCAUAAAUUUGGAAAAAUGGGAAAGGAACUAUUAUUGAUAGGCUAGUAGAAUGAUGGUAGUGAAUUUAUAUUUAUUUUAAUAUUAAAUGAUGUUAUAUUAGAGAAUUAUUUUGAACAAGGUUGCCAGAUUUAGCAAAAUUAAAAACAGACACCCAAUUAAUUUUGAAUUCAGACAAUGGCUAAUUUUUUAGUAUAUCAUUAUUUAUCUGAAAUUUU
Molecule: messenger RNA, 1119 nt
Organism: Odobenus rosmarus divergens (Pacific walrus)
Lineage: Eukaryota; Metazoa; Chordata; Mammalia; Carnivora; Odobenidae
Gene: CXCL8
Product: interleukin 8
Exons: 4
Coding region: 63-368 (101 amino acids)
Biological process (GO): inflammatory response; antimicrobial humoral immune response mediated by antimicrobial peptide; cellular response to lipopolysaccharide
Cellular component (GO): extracellular region
Molecular function (GO): CXCR chemokine receptor binding; chemokine activity
Source: RefSeq, a predicted model, not a curated record